UUUUCCCGUCAGGCGGAGAGCGGGGCAGCCCUGCGACGCCGAAGGACCCCUUCCUCUGAAUCCGAGCCGGGAGCCGCUGCUCGCCUUUCCCGCCAUGUCCGUCAGCCAGAUGUUCAUCACUUUGCAGGGGGUCCUCACCGCCGACCAGGACAUCCGCGAGGAGAUCAGAAAAGUGGUUCAAACCCUGGAGCAAACUGCCCGGGAAAUCCUAACAGUACUGCAAGGAGUCCAUCAGGGCUCGGGAUUCCAGGACAUACCAAAGAAAUGUCAGAAGGCUCGAGAACAUUUUGGCACAGUCAGAACACAGCUGGCCUCUCUGAAAAUAAAGUUCCCUGCAGAGCAAUAUUACAGAUUUCAUGAGCACUGGAGAUUUGUGUUGCAACGUCUGGUAUUCUUAGCAGCGUUUGUAGUCUACUUGGAGACAGAAACCUUAGUAACUCGGGAAGCUGUCGCAGAAAUACUUGGAAUUGAAGCUGACAGAGAGAAAGGUUUUCAUUUGGAUAUUGAGGAUUACCUCUCAGGAGUGCUGACUCUUGCUAGCGAGUUGUCUAGGCUGGCAGUCAACAGUGUCACGGCUGGAGACUAUUCUCGUCCGCUCCGUAUCUCUGCAUUCAUCAAUGAAUUAGACUCUGGAUUUCGCCUUCUGAAUUUGAAGAAUGACUCCUUAAGGAAGCGCUAUGAUGGUCUCAAAUACGAUGUUAAAAAGAUUGAGGAGGUGGUUUAUGACUUGUCAAUCAGAGGGCUGAACAAAGAGGCUGCAAGUGGGGAGAAAUAGAAGAGGGGUUUGUGGGACUGAAUCGGUCAAUACCUCAGACUUGCGGCCCAUAAAGGAGAAGGUUGAACUGAGGGCCCUCGUACUAGUUUAGAGAAAUCACAUGCUGCAAAUCACUGUGUUCCCAACUGAAUGUUUAGUAUGCCUGACCAAAAGCACUAAAAAACCAUUUUGUGAAUGCCUACCUGGUGGGAUCUGUGUGCCCACAUGGUGUGAGCAGCCCCUUUGCUGUUCAGUGGACCUAGCGUGCUAGUUAUUUUGCAACGGGUUUUCUUUUUUUUCUUGCCCUGCUGAGUCCAAUCUUUCAGAAUCUCCAUGGAAAUUUAUUAUUUGUGUUUAGUAUACUAUAAUCACAUCAAAAUGCCGCACUUGGCUGCAGCUACUAUGUAAAUAACAUUUAAAACCUGGUCCUAAAUGCUUAACUUUCUUCUUCUUUCAGUAAGUCAGACUGGUUCUAUUAUUAAAAGUAAGAGUUCAGACUGGGAAUAAUCAGUUCGAUAGACAUAUUGUUGGGAACUCAUAUUUUCAAACAGUUACCAUAUACUACAUGGCUAUCUUUGUAUUUUAGAUCUGGGAAGUGGAACUUGAAUAGUUGCUUGUUGGCAUUCAACAUACAUUUAUAUCCCAAUUAAAGCUGCAAAUCUUAGACUAUAUUUAGGUGAUGGUUGGAGGGCAGGAGGAAUUGGAGAUUCACUGAGGCCAGUAGCUACAGAAGAUGGAUAGUAUUCUUCUUAGAGAUUCUUUUGGUUUUAAGUGGCCUGUUUCAUAUCUCUUUUACUUUCCAUUGUAUGUUUUUUAAAGAUCUAGAUAGAUUAAGCAUCAGAGAAAAGUGUGGGCCUUAUCAAGAGGAAAGUGGCUACUUUUAGUGUUAAUCCUGAAUACACUUAGAAAACCUUUUCUCCACUUCUUUCCAAGCAAGUGUACAAAACAUCACAGCUUUCAUGUAUGGUAUAUAAGGCACAGAUACAAAGUGUAGUGGGUUUCCCCCUGUGCAUCCAGUGUAUGGGCGUAUAACAUCCAUUUUGUGAAUUUCAUUUGUGUGGAAUUGGUUUCUGUAGCACAGUCUUGUUCUGCUAGAGCAUCUUUUAUGUUGUACACUCAUCAGAUAGUUUUCUCCCCUUGUCUUAAAAGUUUCUUUUGCUAAAGAUUGCGUCCAAAGAAUUCCAGAAAAUCUUUGUAUUUUAUGAUAAUUAGUGGCUGUAAGUAUCUUUGUAAACCUUUGCCUUGUUCUGGUUACGUUUUCUAAAAAACAUUCACUGAGAAGAAAAUACUUCUUUGUAAAUGUGGAUAAAUAAAAGAAAAACACUGUUCAAA
Messenger RNA from Anolis sagrei ordinatus, 2086 nucleotides. It is a transcript of the gene TSN, whose product is annotated as translin. Gene Ontology annotation, biological process: RNA metabolic process. Gene Ontology annotation, molecular function: RNA binding; single-stranded DNA binding; sequence-specific DNA binding. The record is from RefSeq and is a predicted model, not a curated record. Lineage: Eukaryota; Metazoa; Chordata; Lepidosauria; Squamata; Anolidae. Gene Ontology annotation, cellular component: nucleus; cytoplasm.